CCACCAUCGCUCUCUCUCCCUCCCUUUUCUGUGCACCCCGUCCGAUUUAUUCACCGUCGUUUACGGAUCACUCUCUUUUCUUUGCUUCCUAGUGACAAUGCAGUUCCUCCGUGUCUUCUCCAUCCUGGCUAUUGCCAGCGCCACCUACGCCUCGGCCUCUGUUAACAUUGCUGCCGAUGGCCUCGUCACCGAGAUCCCCGAGGCAGCCGUCAAGUACGCACAGUCGCUCCUGGCUGAGGGCUCUGCCGGCACAGGGUCGCUCGACGGACGUGGCGAGAGGCCCCGCAAGCGUGGUGACGUUGUCAAGGGUGACUGCUCGCAGGGCUCGGUGCAGUGCUGCGACCAGACGAUCAACGACAGCCAGAAGAAGAAGACGCUCGCCGGCCUCCUCGGCGUCAACGACGUCGUCGGUCAGAUUGGCCUCAACUGCGCUCAGCUCCCCAUCAACGGCAUUGGCGGUUCCGUCGCAGUGUCCAACACAUGCAAGAGCUCGCCCGUGUGCUGCAAGAACGUCACGCAGAACGGCCUGAUCAACUUUGGCUGCAUCUCGCUUCCCCUCAACUAAGGGCUCCUCGAUUGCUCCCACCAGGACGCUCUUCCUUCUCCGCCCUCACAGCUGCCCUCUUCUUCCGACAUUUCCCUGACCCGACCAAACGUUUCUCGCCCCGGCAUCUCUAGAUCCCAGGGGGCGGUUGAUCAUCUUCACAUACAUAUGGACAAUCUCACUUGAGCAAGCUCAAUUCUUCUCUCCUUCUCAAUCCUUAAUGUCAUUUCCUCUCUAUCUCUCAGCAGGAUUGAUGAUAGCAAUUGCCUCUUUUCCUACUCUACUCUGUGUUCUCCCUCUUCCCCUCCUG
Molecule: messenger RNA, 854 nt
Organism: Acaromyces ingoldii
Lineage: Eukaryota; Fungi; Basidiomycota; Exobasidiomycetes; Exobasidiales; Cryptobasidiaceae
Exons: 3
Coding region: 98-565 (155 amino acids)
Cellular component (GO): fungal-type cell wall
Molecular function (GO): structural constituent of cell wall
Source: RefSeq, a predicted model, not a curated record